Messenger RNA from Pelobates fuscus (common spadefoot toad), 1848 nucleotides. Its product is annotated as extracellular calcium-sensing receptor-like. The transcript is spliced from 4 exons. Gene Ontology annotation, biological process: G protein-coupled receptor signaling pathway. Gene Ontology annotation, molecular function: G protein-coupled receptor activity. Lineage: Eukaryota; Metazoa; Chordata; Amphibia; Anura; Pelobatidae. The record is from RefSeq and is a predicted model, not a curated record. The coding region runs from base 1 to 1848 and encodes 615 amino acids. Gene Ontology annotation, cellular component: plasma membrane.
AUGAAUGAUCCAGACAGCAAAACCCAACACAUAGCAAAAGUGAUGAAAGACACAACAGCAGUGGCUGUGGUGGUCUUUUCUGAUCAUGUCCAUUUUGUCCCAAUUCUAGUUGAAAUAUUGAGACAGAAUAUUACAAGCAAGAUAUUUGUUGCUAGUGAAGCUUGGUCCACAUCAACUGCCGUUCAUUUGGAAAAAUUCUCAGCUCUUCUUUCUGGCACAAUAGGUGUAGCCUUUCAAAGUCAAACUAUUCCCAGACUUAGAGAGUUCCUCAACAUGAUCCAUCCAUCUGAUUAUUUGGGAAGAGACUGGAUAAAGCAAUUUUGGGAAAUUACUUUUAGAUGCAUUUUCUUUCCUGAUACAAACAUAACAAGGUCUUAUGACACUUUGAUUCAAGAGUGCACAGGAGCAGAAAGUCUAGAAAAUAUACACAACAGCUAUAAUGAUGUGUCUAGUUUGAGAAGCACAUACAGUGUCUACUCUGCAGUCUAUGUUGUGGCCAAUGCUUUGGAAGAUCUAAAAAACUGCAAACAUGGAGAAGGUCCAUUCUCAAAUGGGAGUUGUGCAGACAUUAGACGUUUCAAACCCUGGCAGCUCUUACACUAUACCAAGAAAGUAAGGGUAAAUAUGAAUAGUGGGAGGAAGCUUUACUUCGAUGUGAACGGAGAUCCACCAGCCGUCUAUGACAUUGUGAAUUGGCAGAUGACUCCAGAAGGCACUAUACGACAUGUCAAGGUGGGAAGUUAUGACACAACAGAAUCUCAUGUUCAUGUCUUCAGCAUCAACAAAAGUGGCAUAUGGUGGCCUACCAAAGACCAAAAGGUACCUGUUUCAGUCUGCAGUCGAAGCUGUCCCCCUGGUUUUCGGAAAGCAUCCAGAAAAGGAGAACCUGCCUGUUGCUUUCAGUGCAUCCUGUGUCCACCAGGCGAGAUCUCAAAUGAAACAGAUUCUACUGACUGCUUCAAGUGUCCAUGGGAUAGGUGGCCAAAUCAAGAGAAAUCCUUGUGUCUACCAAAAUCUGUGGAGUAUCUCUCUUAUGAAGAUGAAUUGGGAUCAUCAAUGACUGCUACCUGCAUUGUGUCAUCUUUAGUUCCUGUGGUCAUUUUGAGGAUAUUUAUACGUUAUAAAUCCACUCCUAUUGUAAAAGCCAACAAUUAUUUCAUCAGUUGUCUUCUUCUGGUAUCUUUGUCCCUAUGCUUCCUCUGUGCAUUAGCUUUUAUUGGUUAUCCUGAACCUAUGAAGUGUCUUCUUCGUCAGCCUGCUUUUGGCUUGGUCUUUGCAUUCUGCAUCUCUUGCAUACUGGCCAAAACUAUCAUAGUGGUUUUUGCAUUUAUGGCCACCAAACCAGGCAGUUCACUGAAAAUUUGGACAAGUCCUUGGGGUUCCUACAUCAUAAUUUGCAUCUGCUCCCUUCUACAAAUCAUUUUGUCUAUCACUUGGUUAACUCUCAAACCUCCCUUCCCAGAGCAGAACAUUCAAACAAGACCAGGAAUUAUCAGUGCUGAGUGUAACGAGGGAUCAUCCUUUGCCUUUUGGUCCAUGUUUGGAUAUCUAGGUUUCUUAGCCAGCAUAUGUUUCAUUGUUGCUUUUCUGUCCAGGAGGCUUCCUGACAGCUUCAAUGAAGCCAAAUUUAUUACUUUCAGCAUGCUAUCUUUCCUUAGUGUUUGGGUAUCUUAUGUUCCAGCCUCACUCAGUGCAACAGGGAAGUACACUCAAACAAUGGAAGUGUUUGCUAUCCUGGCUUCAAGUUGGGCAUUGGUGAUCUGCAUGUUUUUCCCUAAAUGUUUUAUUAUACUGUUCAAACCCAGCAUGAACUCCAAGGGCCACCUCAUGCGGAAAGGAAGAGGAUGA